This is a messenger RNA of Closterium sp. Naga37s-1, 7112 nucleotides long. NCBI's taxonomy places the organism in Eukaryota, Viridiplantae, Streptophyta, Zygnematophyceae, Desmidiales, Closteriaceae. The record is from the annotation of a GenBank genome assembly.
UCGCACUUCCCCUUUCCCCGAGUCGCACUUCCCCUUUCCCCCGAGUCGCACUUCCCCUUUCCCCCGAGUCGCACUUCCCCUUUCCCCAGAGCGCACUUCCCCUUUCCCCCGAGUCGCACUUCCCCUUUCCCCGAGUCGCACUUCCCCUUUCCCCCGAGUCGCACUUCCCCUUUCCCCCGAGUCGCACUUCCCCUUUCCCCCGAGUCGCACUUCCCCUUUCCCCCCGAGUAGUCGCGCACUUCCCCUUUCCCCCGAGUCGCACUUCCCCUUUCCCCCGAGUCGCACUUCCCCUUUCCCCCGAGUCGCACUUCCCCUUUCCCCCGAGUCGCACUUCCCCUUUCCCCCGAGUCGCACUUUCCCCUUUCCCCCGAGUCGCACUUCCCCUUUCCCCCGAGUCGCACUUCCCCUUUCCCCCGAGUCGCACUUCCCCUUUCCCCCGAGUCGCACUUCCCCUUUCCCCCGCCACGAGUCGCACUUCCCCUUUCCCCGAGUCGCACUUCCCCUUUCCCCCGAGUCGCACUUCCCCUUUCCCCCGAGUCGCACUUCCCCUUUCCCCCGAGUCGCACUUCCCCUUCUCCCCCGAGUCGCACUUCCCUUUCCCCCGAGUCGCACUUCCCCUUUCCCCCGGAGUCGCACUUCCCCUUUCCCCCGAGUCGCACUUCCCCUUUCCCCGAGUCGCACUUCCCCUUUCCCCCGAGUCGCACUUCCCCUUUCCCCCGAGUCGCACUUCCCUUUCCCCCGAGUCGCACUUCCCCUUCCCCCGAGUCGCACUUCCCCUUUCCCCCGAGUCGCACUUCCCCUUUCCCCCGAGUCGCACUUCCCCUUUCCCCCGAGUCGCACUUCCCCUUCCCCCCGAGUCGCACUUCCCCUUUCCCCGAGUCGCACUUCCCCUUUCCCCCGAGUCGCACUUCCCCUUUCCCCCGAGUCGCACUUCCCUUUCCCCCGAGUCGCACUUCCCCUUUCCCCGAGUCGCACUUCCCCUUUCCCCCGAGUCGCACUUCCCCUUCCCCCGACCGAGUCGCACUUCCCCUUUCCCCCGAGUCGCACUUCCCUUUCCCCGAGUCGCACUUCCCCUUUCCCCCGAGUCGCACUUCCCCUUUCCCCCGAGUCGCACUUCCCCUUUCCCCCGAGUCGCACUUCCCCUUUCCCCCGAGUCGCACUUCCCCUUUCCCCCGAGUCGCACUUCCCCUUUCCCCCGAGUCGCACUUCCCCUUUCCCCCGAGUCGCACUUCCCUUUCCCCCGAGUCGCACUUCCCCUUUCCCCCGAGUCGCACUUCCCCUUUCCCCCGAGUCGCACUUCCCCUUUCCCCCGAGUCGCACUUCCCCUUUCCCCCGAGUCGCACUUCCCUUUCCCCGAGUCGCAACUUCCCCUUUCCCCCGAGUCGCACUUCCCCUUUCCCCGAGUCGCACUUCCCCCUUUCCCCCGAGUCGCACUUCCCCUUUCCCCCGAGUCGCACUUCCCCUUUCCCCGAGUCGCACUUCCCCUUCCCCCGAGUCGCACUUCCCCUUUCCCCGAGUCGCACUUCCCCUUUCCCCCGAGUCGCACUUCCCCUUUCCCCGAGUCGCACUUCCCCUUUCCCCCGAGUCGCACUUCCCCUUUCCCCCGAGUCGCCACUUCCCCUUUCCCCCGAGUCGCACUUCCCCUUUCCCCCGAGUCGCACUUCCCCUUUCCCCCGAGUCGCACUUCCCAUUUUCCCCCGAGUCGCACUUCCCCUUUCCCCCGAGUCGCACUUCCCCUUUCCCCCGGAGAGUCGCACUUCCCCUUUCCCCCGAGUCGCACUUCCCCUUUCCCCCGAGUCGCACUUCCCCUUUCCCCCGAGUCGCACUUCCCCUUUCCCCCGAGUCGCACUUCCCCUUUUCCCCCGAGUCGCACUUCCCCUUUCCCCCGAGUCGCACUUCCCCUUUCCCCCGAGUCGCACUUCCCCUUUCCCCCGAGUCGCACUUCCCCUUUCCCCCGAGUCGCACUUCCCCUUUCCCCCGAGUCGCACUUCCCCUUUCCCCCGAGUCGCACUUCCCCUUUCCCCCGAGUCGCACUUCCCCUUUCCCCCGAGUCGCACUUCCCCUUUCCCCCGAGUCGCACUUCCCCUUUCCCCCGAGUCGCACUCCCCUUUCCCCGAGUCGCACUUCCCCUUUCCCCCGAGUCGCACUUCCCCUUCCCCCGAGUCGCACUUCCUUCCCCCGAAGCGCACUUCCCCUUUCCCCCGAGUCGCACUCCCCUUUCCCCCCGAGUCGCCACUUCCCCUUUCCCCCGAGUCGCACUUCCCUUUCCCCCGCAGUCGCAACUUCCCCUUUCCCCCGAGUCGCACUUCCCCUUUCCCCCGAGUCGCACUUCCCCUUUCCCCCGAGUCGCCACUUCCCCUUUCCCCCGAGUCGCACUUCCCCUUUCCCCCGAGGUCGCACUUCCCCUUUCCCCCGAGUCGCACUUCCCCCUUUCCCCCGAGUCGCACUUCCCCUUUCCCCCGAGUCGCACUUCCCCUUUUCCCCCCGAGUCGCACUUCCCCUUUCUCCCCGAGUCGCACUUCCCCUUUCCCCCCGAGUCGCACUUCCCCUUUCCCCCGAGUCGCACUUCCCCUUUCCCCCGAGUCGCACUUCCCCUUUCCCCCGAGUCGCACUUCCCCUUUCCCCCGAGUCGCACUUCCCCUUUCCCCCGAGUCGCACUUCCCCUUUCCCCCGAGUCGCACUUCCCCUUUCCCCCGAGUCGCACUUCCCCUUUUCCCCCGAGUUCGCACUUCCCCUUUCCCCCGAGUCGCACUUCCCCUUUCCCCCGAGUCGCACUUCCCCCUUUCCCCGAGUCGCACUUCCCCUUUCCCCCGAGUCGCACUUCCCCUUUCCCCCGAGUCGCACUUCCCCUUUCCCCCGAGUCGCACUUCCCCUUUCCCCCGCCUUUCCCCCGAGUCGCACUUCCCCUUUUCCCCCGAGUCGCACUUCCCCUUUCCCCCGAGUCGCACUUCCCCUUUCCCCCGAGUCGCACUUCCCCUUUCCCCCGAGUCGCACUUCCCCUUUCCCCCGAGUCCGCACUUCCCCUUUUCCCCCGAGUCGCACUUCCCCUUCCCCGAGUCGCACUUCCCCUUUCCCCCCGAGUCGCACUUCCCCUUUCCCCCGAGUCGCACUUCCCCUUUCCCCCGAGUCGCACUUCCCCUUUCCCCCGAGUCGCACUUCCCCUUUCCCCCGAGUCGCACUUCCCCUUUCCCCCCGAGUCGCACUUCCCCUUUCCCCCGAGUCGCACUUCCCUUUCCCCCGAGUCGCACUUCACCUUUCCCCCGAGUCGCACUUCCCCUUUCCCCCGAGUCGCACUUCCCCUUUCCCCCGAGUCGCACUUCCCCUUUCCCCCGCGUCGCACUUCCCCUUUCCCCCCGAGUCGCACUUCCCCUUUCCCCCGAGUCGCACUCCCCUUUCCCCCGAGUCGCACUUCCCCUUUCCCCCGAGUCGCACUUCCCCUUUCCCCCGAGUCGCACUUCCCCUUUCCCCCGAGUCGCCACUUCCCCUUUCCCCCGAGUCGCACUUCCCCUUUCCCCCGAGUCGCACUUCCCCUUUCCCCCGAGUCGCACUUCCCCUUUCCCCCGAGUCGCACUUCCCCUUUCCCCCGAGUCGCACUUCCCCUUUCCCCCGAGUCGCACUUCCCCUUUCCCCCGAGUCGCACUUCCCUUUCCCCCGAGUCGCACUUCCCCUUUCCCCCGAGUCGCACUUCCCUUUCCCCCGAGUCGCACUUCCCUUCCCCGAGUCGCACUUCCCCUUCCCCGAGACGCACUUCCCCUUUCCCCCGGGUCGCACUUCCCCUUUCCCCCGAGUCGCACUUCCCCUUUCCCCCGAGUCGCACUUCCCCUUUCCCCCGAGUCGCACUUCCCCUUUCCCCCGAGUCGCACUUCCCCUUUCCCCCGAGUCGCACUUCCCCUUUCCCCCGAGUCGCACUUCCCCUUUCCCCCGAGUCGCACUUCCCCUUUCCCCCGAGUCGCACUUCCCCUUUCCCCCGAGUCGCACUUCCCCUUUCCCCCGAGACGCACUUCCCCUUUCCCCCGAGUCGCACUUCCCCUUUCCCCCGGAGUCGCACUUCCCCUUUCCCCCGAGUCGCACUUCCCCUUUCCCCCGAGUCGCACUUCCCCCUUUCCCCCGAGUCGCACUUCCCCUUUCCCCCGAGUCGCACUUCCCCUUUCCCCCGAGUCGCACUUCCCCUUUCCCCCGAGUCGCACUUCCCCUUUCCCCCGAGUCGCACUUCCCCUUUCCCCCGAGUCGCACUUCCCUUUCCCCCGAGUCGCACUUCCCCUUUCCCCCGAGUCGCACUUCCCCUUUCCCCGAGUCGCACUUCCCCUUUCCCCCGAGGACGCACUUCCCCUUUCCCCCGAGUCGCACUUCCCCUUUCCCCCGAGUCGCACUUCCCCCUUUCCCCCGAGUCGCACUUCCCCUUUCCCCGAGUCGCACUUCCCCUUUCCCCCGAGUCGCACUUCCCCUUUCCCCCGAGUCGCACUUCCCCUUUCCCCCGAGUCGCACUUCCCCUUUCCCCCGAGUCGCACUUCCCCUUUCCCCCGAGUCGCACUUCCCCUUUCCCCCGAGUCGCACUUCCCCUUUCCCCCGAAGUCGCACUUCCGACUUCCCCUUUCCCCCGAGUCGCACUUCCCCUUUUCCCCCGAGUCGCACUUCCCCCUUUCCCCCGAGUCGCACUUCCCCUUUCCCCUGAGUCGCACUUCCCCUUUCAGCCGGCUCGCACUUCAACUUCCCCACAGGGCGCUCAUCGGCUUCACCCCAGGUCGCACAACCACUUCCCCCUGGUCGCUCCACCCCUUUUCCACGGGUCGCACACCCCCUUCCCCUCCACUUCCCCUACCCCCGCAGGUCGCUCCUCCCCUUUCUCCCCGGUCGCCAUUCCAACCCCCCCCCCCAUGUCGCUCCUCCCUGUCCCCCAGGUCGCACCCCCCCUUUCCCCCAUGCCACACCUCCCUGUUCCCCCCCACAGAGCACCUUAUCACUCCCUCACAAUGCACUACCCCUCCCAUCCCUUUGCUUCCUCUCCCCUCCAAUCCCUUUUAUUCUCUUCGCUUCCCAUCCCUCGCCUUCCCUUCCACCGACCUCCCUGCACUUCCUAUGCCCCUCUCCUCACAUCCCUCUCCGCUCUCCUCUCAUUUCUCGCGGAUCUAUCUCAUCCCGUCCACCACUCUCUCAUCCCGUCCUGCGCUCUCCCAUCCGUGACUCUCCGGUCUCUUCCCGUCCUCCGCUCUCUCAUCCCUCCCUCUCUGCUCUCAUCCCGCCCUCCCCUCUCUCAACAACUUCCCUCUUUGCUCUCAUCCCGUCGACCGCUCUCCCAUCCCUGCCCACCCAUCCCUCAUCCCGUCCGCCGCUAUCUCUUCCCUUCCUCUCCUCUACUAUCCCCUCCUCCGCUCCCUCACGCCUCCCUCUCCUCAACUAUCCCGUCUGCCGCUCUCUCAUCACUCCCUAUGCCCGUGUUCCCCACUCCCCCGCAGGGCACGUGGCCCCUGUGUCUCGUGGGGGCCGUGCUCUACCUUGCGCUGCAGGUGCACGGGGCUCAGGCUCAUAAUGCGCCUCAACGGAACGCCCUCACACGUCCCCCCCCUCCCUUCUCUCAUCCCCUCCUCCCAUCUCUCCUCCCCGCCUUCCCUCCCUCACCCGCUCCUCCCAUCGCUCAUCCCCUCCUCCCCUCUCUCAUACCCUCUUCCCUCUUUCAUCCGCUCCUCCCCUCCCUCAUACCCUCCUCCCCUCUCUCAUCCCCUCCACCCCUCCCUCAUCCCCUCCCUCUUUCUCUCAUUCCCGCCUCCCCAUCACUCCUCCCCUCCUUCCUUCUCUCAUCCCGUCCUCCCCUCUCUCAUUUCCUCCUCCCCUCUCUCAUCCCGUCCUCCCCUCUCUCAUCCCCUCCUCCCCUCUAUCAUCCUCUCCUCCCCUCUCUCAUCCCUUGCUCCCCUCGGACCCCCAUGUUCCUCCUUCCUUCCCCUCAUUUCCCCCCUCCAAGCCUAUCACCGCCUAUCCUCCUUCCCCGUCUUUCACCCUCCUUUUUAAACUCCUCCCACCUAUAUUCCACCCCCCUUGGACGCCCACUUCUUUCAACCCAAUUCCCAUGUUGCCCCCCUCAUGCCCCCUCUCUUCCCCCCUCCCCCCCUCAGUCCCAUUUAUCCGCCCCUGGUUCCCCUCUUUUCUCCCCUUGUUUUCCCCCUUUAUCCACCAUAUUUCCCACUCUGGUUCCACUGUUACCCCCCCCCUGCUUCCAAUCAUUUCCCCUCCUACUUCCCCUCCUGUCGCCACCUGCUUCCAUUCACUGUCUCCUUGCUCUCUUCGUGUUUUCCCGCCCACAGAAUGCCAACACCUCCGAGUUCAUGGUGCAGGCCACGGGGCUCACCGCCAUCCGUUCCUCCCCUCAUUCAUCACAUCCUCGCUCUCAUCCUUUCCUCCCAUCUCUCAUCUCUCCCUCGUCUCUACCAUCCUCUCCCCCAUUAUCCUCCUCUCCCCCCCCCCGUCCCCCUCUCUCACUAUGUCCUCAUCUCUCACCUGGUCCUCCUCUCUCCUCCCUGCCGUCCCUUCUCCCUUCUCUUCCCCUCAUGUCCCCCAAUCCAUUCCCUUAUUUCCCCGCUCGUAACCCUCUUUCCAUUUCCUCUGUCCCCCCGGCUCUCGAUUCUCUAAAAAAGGUGCUCUUGGUAACACCCUUGCAUCCCAUCAGUACACCCACUCCUACCCCUCUCUACCCCCCCUGCUACCCCUCUCUUCCCCCCCUGCUGCGGCUCGUUUUCUCCCUGUCCUCUGUAAUGCCUUUGCCUUUAGUCAAUGUCCCCUCUUGCUUGCACCCAGUCACUCCCCUGUAUCCCGUCCCUUCUCUGUUUAUAUAUUCCCAUCUUCCAAUCCUCCCCCGUCUCAUACCCCACCAGCCUCUCGCAACUUGUCUCCCCCUCUCUCAUCCCUCCCCAUCCUCUCGCAUCCCGCCCCCCCCUCUCUCAUCCCUCCCCAUCCUCUCACAUCCCAUCUCCCCCUCGCUCAUUCCUCCCCCUCCCGCGAAGGCACUUCGCCAGCGCCCAUGCCUUCGCGCCUCAUCCACGCCAAGGAUGGGCGCCCGCUGGUCUGCAGGCAGCUUUCCCAGACUCUCGGCCGCCAGCAGUAGUCAAGGGGAACUGGAAUAG